This is a messenger RNA of Clarias gariepinus (North African catfish), 4885 nucleotides long. It is a transcript of the gene trip10a, whose product is annotated as thyroid hormone receptor interactor 10a. Gene Ontology annotation, biological process: signal transduction. The coding region runs from base 232 to 1995 and encodes 587 amino acids. Gene Ontology annotation, molecular function: protein binding. The transcript is spliced from 15 exons. The record is from RefSeq and is a predicted model, not a curated record. Lineage: Eukaryota; Metazoa; Chordata; Actinopteri; Siluriformes; Clariidae.
CUGUUGAUCCAUUUUGGGUUUUUUUAACAACGAAAUUUUCUUGGACAACGCAAAGUCGCUCGGUUGUUCCGCUGGUUAUUUGGUGCCUAGUUUGUCAUGUGUGACAUUAAACGACAAACACAAGAGGGAAUAUAUAUUUACUUGGCCUAAUUGUGUUGUUUUGUGGUGUGAUAACUGAGUUAAGUUUGAAAUCUAGCAGCAGUUUGGGGACGCGCUGAUAAGGACGCGACCAUGGACUGGGGAACAGACCUCUGGGACCAAAAUGACGUCAUCGAUAAACACACACAGUCAGGGCUGGACCUGGUGGAUAAGUACAUCAAGUUCGUAAAGGAGCGCACAGAGAUCGAGCAAAACUACGCCAAGCAGCUCAGGAAUCUAACAAAGAAGUACAGCCCUAAACGAGGCAGCAAGGAGGAGCAGGAAUGCAGGUUUUCAAGCCACCAGUCUUUCCUGGACAUUCUUAACGAGAUGAAUGACUAUGCAGGGCAGAGAGAGCUGAUCGCUGAGAACAUGAUGAUGAACAUCUGCAUCGAGCUCACUAAAUACCUGCAGGAGCUCAAACAGGAGCGCAAGGCGCACUUGUUAGAAGCCAAAAAGGCUCAGCAGACUCUGGAGAACAUCUUCAAGCAGCUCGACUAUAGUAAAAAGCGCUUUGAAAGGGAGUGGAAGGAGGCGGAAAAGGCGGCGCAGUAUGCAGAAAAAACAGAUCAGGACAUCAAUGCUACAAAAGCAGAUGUGGAGAAGGCUAAACAGCAGGCUCAUAUGCGUGCACACAUCGCAGAAGAGUGUAAGAAUGACUAUGCUGCCCAGCUGCAGAAAUACAACAAGGAACAGAAUCAGUUCUACUUCACAGACAUGCCACAGAUAUUUAAUAAGCUGCAGGACAUGGAUGAGAGGCGUGUACGGAAGCUAUCACAAACCUACGUCCUGUUUGCAGACACGGAAAGACAAGUCAUGCCCAUCAUAGGAAAGUGCCUGGAGGGCAUCACCAGAGCUGGCACCAAUGUUAAUGAAAAAAAUGACUCUUUAGUUCUCAUAGAGCAGCACAAAUCAGGUUUCGAGCGUCCUGCCGAUCUGGAGUUUGAGGACUACAGCCAGGGCAUCAACCGGGCCUCAUCUGACAGCAGCCUGGGCACACCCAAAGGCCCCAUGGAAAUGCUGGGCAAAAAAAAGAGCAAACCUUUCGGGCUGUUUAGCAAGAAGAGCAAGCCUUCCUCCUCCCCGCUCACACCCUUCUCCACACCCCCUGCCCCCUCACCCGCUAACGGACCCCCCUCCCCCAAGUUUGCCCGGGAUCCCCUGUCCUACUGUUUGAAGGAGAUCAAUAAAACAGUCAAGCCACGAAUUUCGUCCUUCCGGACCCUGCGCAGAACGCCGGCUGCCACGGAGGAUUUCGGGCAUCUUCCCCCGGAGCAGAGGAGGAAGCGGCUGCAACAGAAGAUCGAUGACAUCAGCAAGGAGCUGCAGAAGGAACUAGACCAAAGCGAGGCUCUGGGGAAGAUGAAAGACGUUUAUGAGAAAAAUCCCCAGAUGGGCGAUCCUGCUAGCCUGGCACCGCAAAUCACCCAGACAACACACAACAUCGAAAAGCUCAGAGGGGAACUUAACAAAUACGAGUCAUGGCUUGCAGGAGCCGGCGGACGGGGAGAUGCCACUCUUCGUUACUCUACUCACUCCCUAAACAACAAUGGUGGCCACAAUGCAUACAGUCCCGAUGGUGCGCAUUCGGAUGGAAGCACUCCUGAUGCCUCUCAGGCCAUCUACGCCGAGUUUGAUGAUGACUUUGAAGAAGAGGAGAUUUCCACUCCUAUCGGGCAGUGCACAGCUCUGUACAAUUUUCCAGGCUCGAGCGAGGGCACUAUUGCCAUGCAGGAGGGCGAGGUGUUGGCAGUGGUGGAGGAGGACAAAGGCGACGGAUGGACACGAGUGCGACGGAACAAUGGAGACGAAGGCUACAUCCCCACCUCCUACGCCAACAUCGCACUCAACAAGUGACCCAGACCAAGCCGUCCCUGACACCAAGAGCAACUCCCUAUCAUCACGGCAUAUCAUUUGGCACAGAACUCUGCAGAAAGACAGAAAGAGAGAGAUAGGAGCAUGCUAUGCUUCUGACAGAUUCCCGACAGGUCAGCCAGAAAGAGCAUGAGAAUGUUUAGUGCUUUUUUAUUUUAUUUCUAUUUUUCCCCCCUUCUCCUUGUUCUCCGCCACCUCCUCCUCCUCGUCUAGACGCCUGAGCUGCAGUGAGCAAGUAUAUGCUUGAAAUGCUUUUUGGCCUGCGAGACAUCAGCUGUCUGCCAUCAUCGAAUGAAGACCAACCACAAGGGAGGACGCUUAAGUGCUAUAGCUGAACAGGACGUACGCGAACAACACAAGUGCCAAGUGUUUCUGUGAAGAAAGUGGAAAGAGAGUGAGAUGUGGUCUUGGUGCUACCAAAAAGGAGGAACAUAAUUAACUAUAACACUUGCUUCUCUCUGCCCUUAUCAGAAACCUGUUGUUCUUUGGCCUUUCUGUUUAAACGUUUCUUUUAAAGGACAGCGCACAGACCAACGAGCACCAAACCUUUGCAAAUGCUUGUUUGUGCGUGCAUUUAUAAUGGAAUGAAUGUGUGUAUGUAUGUUGGACAGAGCAAGGCUGGAUGACCCAGUUAAUAUGGUAAACGUUUGUUUUAGAAAUGCAUAAAAAUAUAUUUUUUUCCCUAAAAACCUAAACGUUACCAACACUAUUGCAAAACAUUUUAAGACAAUCACCGUAGACAGGUAUAGGUAGAAUUUAAUAAGUGCUUUAAAAAAAGAUGGCUGCAUUUGCUUGUGUGGUCAUGUUUGCACAUCACAUCACAUCACAUCACACACACACACACACACACUGCAAAGUCACACAAACACAGUUUCUAUAGCUUAGGUCUAAAUAAAUAAAACAGAAAACAAAAAAAACAAAAAUGUUCCACAUUUGAGACUUCAAUAUUUAUAUAUAAAUAAGAAAUUCUUUAUUUUAGAUAUCACAAGACCGUAUUUGUUUUAACAGGUUUUUAUGCUUAAGGAAUAAAGAUCAUUUAGUCUCAGCUCAUUUCUGUUUGAAGUAUUUCACGAAGCAGGACAAAAGCAUCAGAAUUACUUUAGCUGCACAUUUCAUGCACAUUUUUUUUUUCUUUACAGAGCUAUGUUGUUGAGUCUAUUUGAAUGUACUUUCCCUGUUGGUUGAGGACGGAAAAAGCUUCAUCAGGUAGUUUCCUUUAGGUGUUGUCCGCUGGGGGUCAUGUGACUGGUCACAUGGUAUAUUGUAAUGUGGGAAUGUUUAAUUUGGAAAAGAGGAGUUCAUCAGGACAUGGAUAGCCACGUGUCCUCCAGCGCUUCUUGUCACUUGUGUGUAAAACUUUGCUUUCUUUAGUUCUGUUCAUUGAUGCACUCAGAAUGGCUUAAAGCUUUGGGGUUUUGUCUAGGCUCAGAAUGUUUUAGGAUUUUUAAAAUGAUUUAAAUAUAGAAGCUUGCUUUUUAUUCUUAGAUGAAAGAGGCAAUUCUUUCAUUCCAUGAUAGAGAUCUUAUACCAAAAUAGUAAAAAAAAAAAAGAGUAAGAAACACAUACUUUUACACAAUAGGAUUUUUUCUUCUUCACAUUUUUAAUUAAUACAAUGUACCAAAAUCUCAGACUGUGAUCUCUGUUGGUUUAAUGAGAAAUAAGUCUGGAAUGUCAGAUCAGCUGGUCCUGGCAGCUUUUGCACUCCCUCUGCUGGUGAUAAAGGGAACUGUAGCUUCUCCAGCCUCCUUCAUACAGAAACCAAUGACUCAGUGGAAUUGCUAGAAUUCUUCUCCGUUUCUAAAGAGGCUAAAUCCCUCCAGCAUGACGUCAUGCAACUCAGCCCUGAUUCUGGAGCAUCAUCAUCAUGUAUUAACACUCAACUGUAGGGAUAAAUUGCUCAGCUAAUAAAUCUUGAGAAACUGUGUGGUGGAAGAGGAAACCUCCAAAUAUGUACAGAGUGGUUGUACUCCAGGACAAAACACUAGUGUAACAGAAACAUCCGGGAAGGUUACAGCAAGUGAAACGUCCCACAGGUGGCAGUGUUGCUCCGUGUCACAUUUUAGGCACGACAUGUUAAGAUCUUCCCGAGGAACUCGAUGUACAAUAUGUGCGCAAUGCCAUAAAAUCUGAUGAUUCUAUUCCAAGUAAGCUGACCAGGAUAGACCACCCUGACUGAACACGUUCUACCUGUGAGGUGCACCAAGGAGUGUUUCAGCCCCCAAGAUCUAGCUUCCAAUGCUUCACACAUCUUGUUCAUCUAUUCUUCUUUCAACCUCUCAGAAAAAUUUCAGUAAUCUAUUCCAACUUUACAUUAAGUGUUCCCAGGAUCCAAUGCUGGAUCCGAAUUAAUCCAGUGCAGGAACAAGCCUGUUGUCUAAUAUUUAAACUAGUGAUGACAAAGGUGUCAGGCGUAUUUACAAUGUUAUUUUAUAUAUAUAAUAAUAAUAAACCAAAAUUUUAAAAUUAAGUUAACAGGAGAGAAAAAUGCAAGGAGCGUUCCAGUCAAACUGGGACUUCUGAUUGUGCAUAAUAAUAGAACAGUUAUGAAAUUAAAAACUCCCUUUAUUUCUCUAUAUAAUCCCCUGCUACACUAAUGCACUUUUCCCAGUGUUUCAUUCGUGCUUGGAUACCAUAAAGAUAAAAAGUGUUUCAGUACGCCAGAGCUAUGAUCGACUGUCUGCUUCUUUACGUCUGAAACACUGGCCUACCAGGAACUCCUUUAAUGGCUCAAAUGUGAAAAUUGCUUGGAGCAAGGUCAGGACUUUAUGGGUGAUGUGGCAAUAACUCCCAGCUGAGUUCCUGUACUGUGCAAGUGGUGUUGGUGAAUGAUCGUGUGUACAGUUCUCAUAGACAAAUGUGUCUCUGCCGCAAG